GUCCACUAUACUGUACUAGAAGGCUACUUGUUCUUCACCUUUUUUGUUUAGUUUUUUCUUCGAUGUUUUUUUCAUUUGUCAUGAGCCAAUUAUAUUUGCAUGAUGUGACUAAUCUUAGCAGUGGCUAAUAAAUACGUCCGGAGCCGGCAAGGACUUCUUUCCGGUCGCCGCUCUUUCAAUUGAGGCGAUUACUAGAGAUUUUUUCAACUUUUCAACAGUAGAUGAUGUGUGUAGAGUAGCUGACUGGCCAGUCCAGCUUAUUUGCUCCUAGCAGGAUUUCAACGGUCUAACUAGUUUCGACGUUAUUUUUGUGGAUCAUCCUUUUCAGGGGUUAAAUGGUCUCACUAGUUUCAACGUAAUUUUUUGUGGAAUCUUCAUUUAUAGAGGUUUAAUAGUAUUACUAGUUUCAACGUUAUUUUUGUGAAGUCACAUUCUCCUAUGACAUUUAUUGUACUUUGAUAAAAUAACUAGUGUUUGACGUUGCCAACAAUCUUUUUGUAAAUUCGUUAUUUCCAAUGGUGAAUUUGAAAUAUCGUUUUUAAAAAUGUGUAGGCUAUUGUUUUAGACAUUUGGUUGGGAUCGUAGACAAUUUGAAAAUUACAUUGAAUUAUAUGUUAUUAGGAAACUGCGAACGGUAUUUGUGAGAUUAUUCUAAAAACAUUUUUUGAAAUAGUUUCAAGUAGAUAAUAGUUUAAUGAAAUAUCUUUGAAAAUAUAUGUUAGAACAAAGGUCUAGGAAGGAUCAAUAAUUAUAUUGUAUUGAUUGGUUAUGGUGCAAUUAACUUACAUUGUGGUUUAUAGAUCUAACGGUAUUAUUUAUUAGGUUGAACUUCAAUAGAAAUAAUAAGGAAAGUCAACUUCUUCAUAACAAAUAUGAUAGGUUUAAGGGCGGCUAUAGCGCUUUCUGUAGUCUACCUAGCAUCAGCUCAACCAGUGGUCACUAGACAAAAAGUAAACAUGACCGUAUUCUACGAAGCGCUGUGCCCAUAUUCAAUAAACUUCUUCAGAGAUCAACUACCUGUAGUCUGGCCACUAUUUGAGGAUUACCUCAAUAUAGAGCUAGUUCCUUAUGGAUUUGCCGAGCAAUCCUAUGAGAAUGACACGUGGUACUUCAGUUGUCAGCAUGGGAGUCAAGAAUGUACUUACAACAUGUACCACGCCUGUGUCCUCGACAAACUACCCAUUGUCAAGGCCGUCAACAUAAUCGGCUGUCUUAUGGCUAAUGAACAGGAACAACUCUUUUUCAGAAAAUGCACAAGGAAAACGCAGGAGACAAAAGCGGACAUAAAGCAGUGCAGUAAAGGUGAGGAGGGGAGGCACCUGAUGUCCGGCUAUGGCAAUAGGACACGUGACUUCCAGCCCGAAAUCAAAAUGAUGCCAAGUAUUGUCUUCAAUGGG
This is a messenger RNA of Nilaparvata lugens (brown planthopper), 1397 nucleotides long. Its product is annotated as gamma-interferon-inducible lysosomal thiol reductase. NCBI's taxonomy places the organism in Eukaryota, Metazoa, Arthropoda, Insecta, Hemiptera, Delphacidae. Gene Ontology annotation, molecular function: oxidoreductase activity, acting on a sulfur group of donors, disulfide as acceptor. The record is from RefSeq and is a predicted model, not a curated record.